Molecule: messenger RNA, 1607 nt
Organism: Passer domesticus (house sparrow)
Lineage: Eukaryota; Metazoa; Chordata; Aves; Passeriformes; Passeridae
Product: ras-related protein Rab-26-like
Exons: 7
Coding region: 16-1143 (375 amino acids)
Biological process (GO): anterograde axonal transport; protein transport
Cellular component (GO): lysosomal membrane
Molecular function (GO): GTPase activity; GTP binding
Source: RefSeq, a predicted model, not a curated record
CUUCGCUGGGUGGGGAUGCUGCAAAGCCCGCCCACGGCAGCAGGACCGCGCCGGGCCGUGCCAUCCUUCCACACCCAGGGACCAGCUGUUCCCGCACAGCAUCCCGGCGGUGCGGGAGCCGCCCUGCCCCUCCCGCGGCUGCAUCCCCUCGCGGGGCACUCAGGGCCGCCCGGCCCCGCACAGCGCCGGCCGCUCGCGGGGUCCUGCGGCCGCUCCCCGCCCGGCCCGGCCCAGCCCAGCUCGGCCCAGCCCGGCCCAGCUCGGCCCGGCCCAUCCCGGCCCGGCCCAGCCCAGCCCGGCCCAGCUCGGCCCGGCCCAUCCUGGCCCGGCCCAGCCCAGCCCCCUCCCUGUCUGCAGCGGGUGGCGGCGGGAGAAGGGCGGCGGCGCCGUCACGUGAGGCCCUGCCUGGCGCUCGCUCCCCGCGCAGCCCCGCCGCCGCCAGCCCGGCCCGAGCCCCGCCGCCGCCUCGCCUCGCCUCGCCUCGCCUCAGCUCGCCUCGGCUCCUCCGGCGCUCCCAUGCCCAGCAGCGAAGCGGUGCCGCUGGGGCUGGGCGCCUGCCGCAGGUCGGGGGCGCUGGGCGGGAUGCUGUCGCUGGUGGCGCGGCUGCUGGAGUGGCUGCGCUCGCUGUUCUGGAAGGAGGAGAUGGAGCUGACGCUGGUGGGGCUGCAGUACUCGGGCAAGACCACGCUGCUCACCGUGCUGGCGUCGGGGCAGUUCACAGAAGAUAUGAUUCCUACAGUAGGCUUCAAUAUGAGAAAAAUAACAAAAGGCAAUGUUACCAUAAAGGUGUGGGACAUUGGAGGACAGCCAAGGUUCCGAAGCAUGUGGGAGCGUUAUUGCAGAGGAGUCAAUGCAGUUGUUUACAUGGUGGAUGCAGCAGACUUAGAAAAAGUAGAAGCUUCAAAGAAUGAGCUUCAUAGUUUGAUAGAUAAGCCACAAUUGCAUGGAAUUCCAGUGUUAGUUCUUGGAAAUAAACGAGACCUCCCAGGUGCACUGGAUGAGAAGCAGUUAAUUGAGAAAUUAAAUCUUGCAGCUAUUCAAGACAGAGAAAUCUGUUGCUAUUCUAUUUCCUGUAAAGAGAGGGAUAACAUAGACAUAACAUUACAAUGGCUUAUUCAGCACUCCAAAUCAAGAAACUGUUGAAGAAACUUUGUUGAAGAUAACUCUUCCCCAAUCACUUUGACUCCUAUCAGCUAUACACAAUGAAAAGAUAAGGAAUGCAACUGUCUACUACCAGGACUCACUGUGGUCAUAUUUGUUAACAGAAGUAAAUCUGACUUGUAACUUGUCUGUUUUGAUUGGUUUGUUUUGGUUUUUUUUGAAUCCAGAUAUUUGUCUGCCUAGGUGAAAUUCCUGAACGCCUUAAUACAAGACUGGAAGAAAUCAAUAAUUUUUUGAGAUUAAAUGUUUUGAGUUUAUGCAUGCAAAUUGUCCAAUACAUAGUACUUUUUUUUUCUAAUUUGAAACUGAAUAAAUUGUGCAGUGGAAACAAAUGACUGUUUUUUUUUAAUGUAGCAUAUAAUUAUUCACACAGAAUGUUUUCCCUCUGAACACAUGUAGUUAAGUACAUUCAAUCAAUUAAAUAAAUUAAUCAAUUAAAACUGUAA